Messenger RNA from Schistocerca americana (American grasshopper), 3598 nucleotides. Its product is annotated as glutamate receptor ionotropic, kainate 2. Gene Ontology annotation, molecular function: glutamate-gated receptor activity. Lineage: Eukaryota; Metazoa; Arthropoda; Insecta; Orthoptera; Acrididae. The transcript has 18 exons. The coding region runs from base 1 to 3114 and encodes 1037 amino acids. Gene Ontology annotation, cellular component: postsynaptic membrane; plasma membrane. The record is from RefSeq and is a predicted model, not a curated record.
AUGGCGCAGGUGUGUAAGGCGGGCUGCCGCUUUCCGGGAGCAGAUAGGCCGGCUGUGAGGCAGCGGGGUGCGGACGCGCCGGGGGCGGUGCCGGCCCGUGAUGGAUGUCGGUCCGCGGGGCGGCUGGGCGGCUGGGCGGCGUGCAAAAACCUGCGCUCGCCGCCGGUCACUGCGGGCACCGCGCUGUCGCACAGCGCCAUCUUCACGGAAGACCAGAAGGACACCAGCACUGAGCUGGCGUUCAAGUACGCCGUGUACCGCAUCAACAAGGACAAGGAGCUGCUGCCCAACACGACGCUUGUGUACGACAUCCAGUACGUGCCGAGGGACGACAGCUUCAGGACCUCCAAGAAAGCCUGCAAGCAGCUGGAGCACGGCGUGCAGGCCAUCUUCGGGCCGUCGGACCCGCUGCUGGGCGCCCACAUACAGUCCAUCUGCGAGGCACUCGACGUUCCGCACGUCGAGGCGCGUCUCGACUUCGAGCCCAGCUUCAAGGAGUUCUCCAUCAACCUGCACCCCUCGCAGGAGCACAUGAACCGCGCCUUCAAGGACCUCAUGGCCUUCCUCAACUGGACCAAGGUCGCCAUCAUCUACGAAGAAGACUACGGGCUGUUCAAGCUGCAGGACCUGGUCAAGUCACCGCCGGUGGUCCGCACCGAGAUGUACAUCCGGCAGGCGACCCCCACCACCUACCGGCAGGUGCUGCGAGAGAUCCGGCAGAAGGAGAUCUACAAGCUCAUCGUCGACACCAACCCCAAACACAUGUAUAAGUUCUUCAGAGCGAUUCUCCAGCUCCAAAUGAACGACUUCCGAUACCACUAUAUGUUCACCACAUUCGACAUGGAGACGUUCGACCUGGAGGACUUCAAGUACAACUCAGUGAACAUCACGGCGUUCCGGCUGGUGGCGGUGGAGGACGAGCGCGUGCGCGCGGCGCUGGAGCAGAUGUCGCGCUUCGCGCCCGUCGGGCCGUCCAUCCUGCACCGCACGGGCGUGCUGCAGGCGGAGCCGGCGCUGCUGCACGACGCCGUGCACGUGUUCGCCCGCGGGCUGGCCGCGCUCGACCGCAGCCACCAGCUGCGGCCCGCCAACCUCUCCUGCGAGCUCGAGCGCCCCUGGGACGACGGCCUCUCGCUCUACAACUACAUCAGCUCGGCGGGUCUGCACGGGCUGACGGGGCACAUCGAGUUCACGGAGGGGAAGCGCAGCAACUUCAAGCUGGACCUGCUGAAGCUGAAGCGCGAGCAGCUGCGCUCCGUCGGCUUCUGGAGCCCCGCAGGCGGCGUCAACAUCACCGACCCCAGCGCCUUCUACGAGACCAGCGUCAACAACAUCACCCUCGUCGUCAUGACCAGGGAGGAGAAGCCGUACGUGAUGGUGAAGGAGGACCACAACCUGACGGGCAACGCGCGCUACGAGGGCUUCUGCAUCGACCUGCUCAAGUGGAUCGCUGCCCAGGUCGGCUUCCACUACGCCAUCAAGCUCGUUCCCGACCACAUGUACGGCGUCUACGACCCGGACACCAGGGAGUGGAACGGCAUCGUGCGCGAGCUCAUGGAGAAGCGCGCUGACUUGGCCGUAGCAUCCAUGACCAUCAACUACGCCAGGGAGAGCGUCAUCGACUUCACGAAGCCAUUCAUGAACCUCGGCAUCGGCAUCCUGUUCAAGGUCCCGACGAGCCAGCCGACGCGGCUCUUCUCCUUCAUGAACCCGCUGGCCGUCGAGAUCUGGAUCUACGUGCUGGCCGCCUACCUGCUGGUCAGCUUCACGCUGUUCGUGAUGGCGCGCUUCUCGCCCUACGAAUGGAACAACCCGCACCCCUGCCUCGCCGAGUCCGACGUGGUCGAGAACCAGUUCUCCGUUUCUAACAGCUUCUGGUUCAUCACCGGCACCUUCCUCAGGCAGGGCUCCGGACUCAACCCCAAGGUUUCGGAAAGCAUGCCGAGUCGCUUGUUCUCGUUCAUGAACCCGCUAGCGGUGGAGAUCUGGCUGUACGUGCUGGCGGCGUACGUGCUGGUCUCGCUCACCAUCUGGGUGGUGGCGCGCUUCUCGCCCUACGAGUGGUGCGUGCCGGCGUGCGCCUGCGCCGACUACCAGCACGCGACGGCCGCGCUGCUCGUCUUCCAGAACGACUUCACGCUCGCCAACAGCUUCUGGUUCACCAUCGGCACGCUCAUGCAGCAGGGCUCCGAUCUCAACCCCAAGGCCACUUCCACGCGCAUCGUGGGCGGCAUCUGGUGGUUCUUCACGCUGAUCAUCAUCUCGUCGUACACGGCCAACCUGGCCGCCUUCCUCACCGUGGAGAGGAUGAUCACGCCCAUUGAGAACGCAGCGGACCUCGCCGAGCAGACGGAGAUCUCGUACGGCACGCUUGAAGGCGGCUCCACCAUGACCUUCUUCAGGGACUCUAAAAUCGGUAUUUAUCAGAAAAUGUGGCGGUUCAUGGAAAGCAAGCGGCCGUCAGUACUGGUGUCCACGUAUGAAGAGGGAGUGAAACGGGUACUGGAAGGCAACUACGCUUUCCUCAUGGAGUCCACCAUGUUGGAUUACGCCGUUCAACGUGACUGCAAUCUCACGCAGAUCGGAGGCCUCCUUGACUCGAAAGGUUACGGAAUUGCCACACCUAAAGGGUCACCUUGGAGAGACAAAAUAUCACUUGCCAUCCUGGAGCUGCAGGAGAAAGGUAUAAUCCAGAUUCUGUACGACAAAUGGUGGAAAAAUACCGGAGAUGUAUGUAACAGGGAUGACAAGAGCAAGGAAUCCAAAGCCAACGCGCUAGGGAUUGAGAAUAUAGGAGGCGUAUUCGUCGUCUUGCUAUGCGGACUGGCACUUGCUAUCCUAGUAGCCAUCCUAGAAUUCUGCUGGAAUUCGAAAAAGAAUGCGCAGACUGAUAGACAAUCCCUGUGCUCGGAAAUGGCAGAGGAGCUGCGGUUUGCAGUCCGUUGCCACGGGUCACGGCAACGUCCAGCCUUGAAGCGCUCCUGUACGCGGUGUUCUCCAGGGACGACGUACGUUCCUGCCGCUCUGGAGAUGCCACACAUCAACGGGGAGACAGGGAUCCUGCCUAUGAUUGAAAUGAAGAAACCAUCCCUGAGUUAUGAUCCUGAUACCUAGCAGAAUGUUCAGAGUGGAUCACAUCUCACAGACACUUUGUGAUACCACUCAAGGGAUUAAAAACAAAGAAGCUGCUGUGAUAAUAAGUGAAAAUGUACAGUUCCCUGCUCAUUGUGGCACAUUUUUGACAUGAACUGAGUUCAAUUCAGAGAAGUGUCAGGUGUGUUUUCUGACUGAAGACUUAUAAGAACAAUAGUGCAGUGAAAAAUUGAGUACAGACUACAAUAAAUGGGUUGAAAGUCCCAUGGCCUAAGGUACUGUCUUUCGUGAAAUACAAAUAAAGUACUGUCAUGAUGUGCAGAAAACUUCCCAUCACUUCCAAUGGCAAAUGUCAUCCUCACAAAGGCAGAAAAACUAUUUUUAAUAUUAUAAUUCUGUGGUACCUACAACUCAAGCUCUGGGACUUAGAGUGAAUUAAGAAUUUUUAUUUUUAAAAAUGAAAUUAAAAGUACUUAAUUUCAGUGUCACUUGUGCCAAGAGUAAU